Messenger RNA from Oppia nitens, 1194 nucleotides. Its product is annotated as G-protein coupled receptor 83-like. The coding region runs from base 1 to 1194 and encodes 397 amino acids. Gene Ontology annotation, cellular component: membrane. The record is from RefSeq and is a predicted model, not a curated record. NCBI's taxonomy places the organism in Eukaryota, Metazoa, Arthropoda, Arachnida, Sarcoptiformes, Oppiidae. Gene Ontology annotation, biological process: G protein-coupled receptor signaling pathway. Gene Ontology annotation, molecular function: neuropeptide Y receptor activity. The transcript has 3 exons.
AUGAAUAACUCGACUGAUCUUUCACUGAAUGAUUUGCUGGAAGACGGCCUAAAUAUCGGUGACAUCGAUGGCAACAAUAUCUGGGAAAAGGAUCUCUGGAAGAAUAUUACGAUUAUAACCAUCUAUUCAUUGAUUUUUGUUGUCUCACUUUUGGGCAACUCUUUAGUUAUUUAUGUGAUAGUAUCGAAACGUCGGAUGAGGACAGUUACCUAUUGGUAUAUUGUCAAUCUGACUGUAGCCGAUCUACUAAUCACCAUGAUCAAUUUGCCAUUCAAUACGGCCAGGAUCAUUUUGGAAAACUGGCCGUUCGGACAGUUUAUGUGCCAAUUUGUGCCAUUCAUACAAGUUUGCUCAGUUUAUGCCUCAACAUUAACGAUGUGUAUCAUAGCAUUGGACAGACAUCAGGCAAUCCUCUAUCCAUUUGGCAAACGACUCAGUCAUGUCUUACCUCCGAAAAUAUCUUUACCGUUGAUAUGGACGGCCUCUGGAGUGCUAUCCUUACCGCACGCCCUGUUCAACCAAGUGGUCGUCUAUAGAGAGAUUUCGCUAAUCAGAUGCAGACUCGUGUUGUCCGACAAAUACCAUUCCCGAGAGGAACAGUACCGCCAAUGGCUAACACUAUUGACGUUUGUAUCGCAAUAUGUGAUCCCACUAUCGAUAGCAGCCUUUUGUUAUUGUAAAAUAGCAUUUCAUAUACACAGAAGAGGUAUUGUCGGCCAUUCAACACCACAACAGGUGGCCAACAAUCUCAGAUUUAACCGCAAAACGAUAAAAAUGUUGGUUUUAGUGCUAUUUGUUUUCGCCUUUUGUUGGCUACCGUUAAACGUCUACCAUAUAGUGGCCGACUUUGUUACCGACAAUCGGUUAACUCAUAACUUUUCCCUAUUGAUUGCCGUACACUGGUUGGCCAUGAGCUCCGUUUGCUAUAAUCCGUUCAUCUAUAGCGCCCGAAACAGCUAUUUUCGCGAAGGUUUCCGAAGUCUGGUCAAAAUGAUGUGCUGUCGGUUCAAUCGGGAGGGCCCGGACUCACCCAAUGGUCACAAUAACGGCACAAACAGUACCAAUACAGCCAUUUAUCUAUCAAUCCGACGGACAUCAUAUGCCAACCGCAAGAACUCAGUUAUGGUUAACGACAACAAUAUAAAUGUUAUGAAUAAUUCAAUUAACAAUAAAACCAAUGAAAGUGUUAUUUAG